AGACAAAAACAGUGGACACACACAGGAUAGUGUAUUUUUGGAAACCGACUAACGGACCUCGCGGCAGGCUGAAGACCACCGUAUCAUGAUUAAACAUAGCUGUGUGUAUUAAACGAGCUCUGGACAAGAUUGGACUCAUAGCAAAUACGAAAGAAGAUCAAGAGCAGCAGAUGGACGGACCAAGUCGGGAACAAAACAAACCGUUGUCACCCUGACUACACGAGUGGCUGAAUCAUUCACAGGCUAGCCAACCAUCACACUGUUGGCUUAGGUAGUUAGCUUACAUGUAGGUAUUUUAAAUGCAUUAGUUAUCUAACGAAUACGUGUCUACUAAAUUUUAAACUGCUUUCUUUUAUUUAACAUGUUAUCGUGGUAGUGUAAGGUUACACAAGCGCCGUCCGUCAGACUAGCAAGUUAGCAAGCUAAUGUUAGCUGUAGCUAACGUUACCCUUUCUUGAAUUGCUUGAGCUGCCUAGUAGCUAGUUACAGUUAUGUAGCUUAGGUUGCGAGACUGCAUUCGUUUCGGACAGUGUUUACUACAAGUAGCUCGUCAGUUGGGAGUGACCCUAAGAAUGUGAAGCACAAUGGCCAAUCUUGAAGCUUACCAGGAGUAUCAGAGAAUUGAGGACUUUGAGGAGGACUCGCCACCCGGGGAGGAGGAUUUACUGGUGCAUGUGCCUGAAGGCCUGAAAGAUUCAUGGCACCAUAUCAAGAACCUGGAUAAUUUCUUCACAAGGAUCUAUCAUUUUCAUCAAAAGAAUGGCUUUGCUUGUAUGAUGUUGUCAGAGUUCUUUGAACUUGUUCAGCUUUUGUUUGUUGUCACAUUCACAACGUUCCUCGUCAACUGCGUGGAGUAUGAUGUCCUUUUUGCCAAUCGAGCAGUCAACCACACCGGGCCAGGCCAGAACCCCUUGGACAGGAACAAAGUCACUCUCCCAGAUGCCAUCCUGCCUAGCCAGCAGUGCACUCAGAGGAUUCAAGAGAACAGCUGGAUUAUAUUUCUUCUCAUCAUGGCAGCCAUCUUCUGGAUCUAUCGACUUGUUAAAGUCUUUUGCAAUGUUCUGAGCUACUGGGAGAUCAGGCAGUUCUACAUCAAAGCACUGAAGAUCAGAAUGGAUGAACUAUGCAACUUCACAUGGCAGGAAGUUCAGGACCGGCUCAUCAGCCUGCAGCGAGAACAGCAAAUGUGCAUACACAAGAAAGAGCUGACAGAACUUGACAUCUAUCACCGCAUCCUGCGAUUCAAGAACUACAUGGUGGCCAUGAUAAACAAAUCACUGCUGCCAGUGCAGCUGCAGCUCCCCCUGCUGGGCAAUGUGGUGUUCCUCACCCAGGGCCUCAAGUACAACUUUGAGCUCAUCCUCUUCUGGGGUCCUGGCUCUCUGUUUCAGAAUAAAUGGAACCUGCACCCCAAGUACAAGCGGAAUGGGAACCGCCUAGAGCUUGCCCAGCAGCUUAGCAGAGUCAUCCUGCUAAUGGGUUUGGCCAAUUUGCUGCUGUGCCCAUUCAUCCUGGUGUGGCAGGUGCUGUACGCUUUCUUCAGCUAUACAGAAGUGAUCCGCAGAGAACCUGGAAGCCUGGGUGCACGGCGCUGGUCCCUGUAUGGUCGCCUAUACCUGCGUCACUUCAAUGAGCUGGACCAUGAGCUGCAUGGACGUCUAGGUCGUGGCUACAAGCCCACUUCCAAAUACAUGAAUUCCUUUACAUCACCACUGCUGACUGUGCUUGCAAAGAACUUUGCCUUCUUCUCAGGCUCAGUAUUGGCUGUUCUCAUUGCACUGACAGUCUAUGAUGAAGACGUUCUGACAGUGCAGCACAUUCUGACUGCUAUCACUGUGCUGGGGGUGGUUAUUACUAUUGCCAGGUCCUUCAUCCCAGAUGAGCAUAUGGUGUGGUGUCCAGAACAGCUGCUGCAGUGCAUGCUGGCACACAUUCACUACAUGCCAGACCACUGGAGGGGCAGUGCUAACAAGAGUGAGACCCGUGACGAGGUGGCACAGCUGUUCCAGUACAAAGCGGUGUUUAUCUUGGAGGAGUUGCUCAGUCCCAUCGUCACACCCUUCAUUCUCAUCUUUCUUUUGAGGAACAAGUCUCUAGAGAUCAUUGACUUCUUCAGAAACUUUACUGUGGAGGUAGUUGGAGUUGGAGACAUCUGUUCCUUUGCACAGAUGGAUAUCAGACGCCAUGGAAACCCAACAUGGAUGUCGGAGGGCCAAACAGAGGCCUCUGUAUACCAACAGGCUGAGAAUGGCAAGACAGAAUUGUCCCUCAUGCAUUUCACCAUUAAGAAUCCACGCUGGCAGCCGCCACAGGAGAGCUCAGUGUUUAUCAGCCAUCUAAAGGAGAAGGUGCAUCAUGAUGCGCAGGGUGGCCCCUCCACCCAGCUGCUGCUUUCUGAGGCUCCUCUCUGCACCUCACUGCAAUCCAAUGAGUCUGCCACUGGGCCUGAUAAUCUGUUGGCCAGUGUCCUGGCCCACCCCAUUCUAACUGCAUCCGGACUACAAGGACGAGACCAUCACUUCAUCCCACCAAGCACCGCUGCAUCUGCUGCUGCCAGUGUCCUGGCCUCUUUGUCCACCUCCCAGCUUGCACAUACCAGCCGCGGCCGUUCACAGGGUCUCCUGCCCUCCUCCGUCCACCCCGAGAGCACCAUGUACCGCAGUGAUCGCACCAUCAUUGACAGUAUGUCCAACAGUGACUCACGCAUCCGGAGCAAUCCACUGCACUCAGAAUUCGCCUCUGCAGAGAUGAGCCUCCAUGCCAUCUACAUGCAUGAGCUCCACCAGCAGAGCUCCCACCCACAGAGAAGUUCAGGGCAGUGGCAGAGCUCAGUGCCAAUGAGAGAUCUGCACACAAACACUGGCUUCCAGGCACAUAGUGGUCUUGGUUCCAGCAUGUCCAUGCCCACCGUUGUCCACCUUGGCGGCUGGCAGGAGGAGGAAGAGGAGGAUGAGGAUGAAGAUGAUCAGGAGAUUAACAGUGGAUCUACUCCAAAGCAGGGCACCAGGAGUAGUUGUUGAAGUGCCUUAUGUCAUAAGGUAUAUACUUAAUUUUUAAACUCUAAGAUGAUACUUGUCCACGAUCUAUGCUUUGUGAUUUUGUAUUCUGUGACAUACUAGUUUGUUGCACCUAACAACAAUGGCCUUUUAUCCGACAAAGGAUAAUUUGCCAUGAUAAUUUCUCUUCUCUUUUUUUUUUUUUUUUUAUAGUGUUUACAUUUUACUUUCUUCGAUGAACAUUGUGGCCUUAGAUGAUCUUCAUGGAGAAUUUAGCAUGGACCUUUAAAACAACAUUCAUUCAUUAGUGGGAGGGGCUCACUGAAUAACCACUGUCCUUGCACCUCCACGCCUCAUCCUGUCACAUCAGGCAGACUAUGGCAUCAGGGAAACCAUAUGUCUUCCGUCCGUUUCAUCAAGAUCUUAUAAUAAACAUGUACAGACAACUGCAAAGUAUAUGUGACAUAGAGACAAUAUAAUGUAUCCAUAGGAUAAUUGUGGGAUAAUGGAUGUGGGCACUUUUAUUGUGGAAUGCAAAAGGCAAAGGUUCAUCACAACUUCUCCAAAGCCUCUGUGUGCAUGAUUCAUCUAUUUUGUGCAUCACAAGGUUUUACAGUGUGAAUCUGAUUGAACAUUUCACAGAGUGGCGUCUUGGUCUGUGCUACAGAGACUGCAAGCUGUAUGUUAGCUGCCUGAACAAUUUUGAUCAUCUGGAGAAAAAAAAAAAAAAAAUACAGUAUUUCAAGUUGUGCUGUUUAACCCUGGUGAUUUGUAAAUACACUUUUUUCGUCUUACUUAUUCUUUAAAAGUCCACAUUUUUACUACCAGAUCUAAUCCUUUAAAAAGAUACCAAGUAUUGAUAUGAUAAAGAGCUGACUGUACAGUGGCUGUACAACUUCAACACCAUGUGUACCUAGCAAAAGCCGAUUGGGUUUGAUAAAAACACGUCUUUAAACUAGGCAUACACAUGCUUUGAUGCUGCUCUCUGUGUUUAGUGAUCCUAAGUGCAGAUUUUGUCCAGUAUUAAUAUUUCGACAGCUGAUCUAUCAAGGCAUUGCUUUUUCUUAAAAACAGGAGUGAAAUUUGGCCUCCAAGUACAGUUGGCAUCAAAAUCUCAAUGCAGAUAGAAGAUGUCUUUUUAAUUCUCUUUAGGCUGGACACAAAGUCAGCUUUAUGCCUUAACACCCAUAUAAACAUAUGUAUUUAAAUCCAAGUUUUCCAUAUUACCUCAGUGGUGGUGAAGAAAAACUAAUACUCCAAUCAGUACCUCUGCAGUGUAUUUACUCGUGUAAAUAUAUACUCAUAUUUUUUUUUUGCAGUGUACAGAUGCAUCCUUUAACUGCAUUUUGGUUUUUAAUGGCUGGUGUAAAUGGAACCCAUUUCGUUUUCUGUUCCUAUUUCUUGUCCAGAAGAUGUUUUAAGUCAGAUAUCCCAGAAACGAUGGGGAGGAAUCUUUUUCUUUUUUUUUUUUAACAACAAAACAGGGUGGUAUUGCUUUUACAAAUCUUUGUUGUGCACAUCAGCAUUUUGUUUGUGUCCAUUUCCCAAAAAGCUCACAUAUAAAUGGAAGUUUAUCAUAAGGGCUGAUGUCAGAGCGUAUGCUGUAGCUUCUGCAGCUUUAGGUUUUAAGAUUUUAGGACAGGACAGUUCCUCUCAGGCUUUAUAUUUUUUCAGGCUUUACACUUUCAAAGUAAGAGCAUGAGGAGAAAAAAGCCUUUCCACAGUCAGCAUCAUUUGUUCGCUAUAAGAGUAUUUAUUACCUGUUUUCCCCCAGAUAUUUAAUUGAUAUAUAUGUAUUAUUUAUUUCAACAAAAAUAGCUAGAUUGUUUUGUCAAAUGAUUUACUUUCAUAAAAGCUUAUAAUCUUAUUCAUGAAAGAAAUGGCAUGUACCCCCCCUCACUAACAGUAGUUUCAGAAAACAAAUUUUACUUUUAAAGUUGUGAUAUAAAGGUUUUAUUAAUGCAAAAAUAACAUGCCCAGCUGCCUGAUGUUGAAUGUGAUUUAAACUUAAAAUAAACUGGGACUAAAUCUAGUUGUUGCUGUAGUGCGUAAAAUAUCACUUUUAUCUAUUUUUGUUGCAUUCUACAAAGAUCACAGUAACAUAGAUCUCAUCCUCCACUACUGCAAGACUUUAUAGGGUACAGAUAUGUCUGUGCCGUCUCACGUGUUAAGAAACUAUUCCACUUUCUUUGUGAGUGUUUGUGUGUCUGUAGAAGGAAUGCAUUUUGACACCUGCUUAGUUAUGCUAACAUAAACUCAGAACUUUGCACUGAAAAAACAAACCAUUUUUUAAAAUGUUUAUGAGUGUGUGUGUGUGUGUAUAUAUAUAUAUAUAUACAUAUAUAUAUAUAUGUGUGUGUUUAUAUAUACACACACACACACACACACACACACACAUAUAUAUAUACAUAUAUAAUAUGAUAUAAAUAUACAGUACUUGCAUCAGUUACACUUUAGAAAGGGCAGGUCUCAAAAGGGACACAGAGUCAAUCUCCAUCCUAAACGACCUCUUCUCAUUUUUUGUAUAUAAGCAUAGCAUCAGCACAUAUUGUAAUGUCAUUGUCCACAGCAGACCAUCUGGAAACACUGUGGCCAAUCACAUAAGGUCAUUCUUACCUCUGGUUAGUAAAAAGUUUGCCCUGUAGGGGAUGAUGUGUGUUUCUGUCACACACUUACAUACAUGGGUAUUGUGGUCACUGUUUAUUUAUGGUUCAUCUUACAAAUGCAGUGAGUUGAUGUUGCAGAGACACUGGAGCUCAGCUUUGUGCACAGAGUCUCCACAUGUACACCUCACUGUUGUGUUUGUCAUUUUAUUUUCAGCAGUGCCUUAGUGUUAAGGAUUAGUGUUCAUUCUUAUUAGAAGCCAUUUCAUGUAAACCAUCAGAUGCUUGCUUUCACAAAUUUAGCAGCACAUACUAUGUACAGUAUUUUUGUUUGGCAAGUCAUUGUGUAAAGCAUCAUGUAUGUAGUGAAAUUGUGGAUGUGGCUUGUAAGAUGAGUUGCAAACUGACCUUGAGAUCUUGUGUCAGUCUGUUGCAUCUGACAGUGCACUUCUUCUCAACAUGGUGUCUAAACUUGCACUGUCUCGAAAAUCCUAAAGAAGCAGGAGUAUGCCUUGUAAUUGGCAGUGUCAUCAUGGCCAACCUUCUCAUCAUACUAUGGUCUCUUAUACACUAUACACCAGUCUAAAAAUCACAGUGACUGGAACAAGGUGCUAAGUUUUCAUCCUGAAAUGUUUAAUAUGUUUUAAGACAUAUUUUGGUUUUUCUGGUACAUUGGUUUGUCUGUUUGUUUUGUUCUGUAAAUGAAGAAACACUAGCUGAAAAAUUAAACAUGCCAAAUGAACUUGUUUUCAGCACAGCUUUACAAGACGUGUUGUUUCCUGUGAGUGAGUAGAGAGGCAAAUAAAUCUUAUUUUGAGUGUAUUUAAUCAUUUCAUGUGUGGAUCAUUAUGUGACGUUUAUUUGAAAUAAAAAUAUAUUUUAAUUUUCUCUCUGUUCUGCAUUGUUGUUGCUGGUUUGCAGUGUCAGCAAGUGAAAGAAUACAAUGUCUGUCCCAGACUGAUUCUAUUGGUGAUGAUGUUGGCCUUCAAGAGGUAACCUUUUGUAUCACAACAUUAAUUUAUAUUAAGUUUUUUUUUUUAGCAUGGUUCCAUGUCAUGGCUCAAAGCCGCUUCAGUCUGUCUGCCCUACUGCAUGGAUUGCCAUGAGAUUUGCUACAGACAUUCAUGGUCCCUAUAGGAAUGAAUUGUGACGAGUUUGGUGAACUUUUGACAGUGUAUCUAGAACCACCAUCAACACUACAUCACUUAGCAGCAUGUUAAAUAACUUAUGUUUACAUGUAUUCACAGUUGAUACAAAAUAUGACUGAGGCUGAUGAAGAAGGGCUCUGUACGUUAUGUCUGUGAUGUUCCAAACUGGUCGCUGUACAGAGAAUAAACUACCAAACUGACUUGGUCAACUCCCAGGGCGAGUUUCAUAAAAGACACUGUGGUAAACAAAUGCAAGUUGCAUGAAAAGCAAAACAUGGACCUGUUGUUCCACACCUUUUGGCUGAUGUCAGUCUGAUGGUUGUGACCAACUAAAGAGUGAUUUUUAUCAAAGGAAGUAAAAGUAGCCUGUUCUUUACAAAAAUGAAAAACAAAUCUUUGUGUAUGUUUUUUUUUUUUCUUCUGUAUUCCUCUCCUCUUAAUAAUCUUGUAACCUCUUCUAUUCAUCUAAACCCUCAGGUUGCAAUUCACAAACGAGGACAACACAGCAUCAUAUGUAAUCUCAAAUGUUUCGAUUGCUUUUAAUAUAAGCUGAUUCCUGGCGCAAGUAUACCAUAGGUACACUUUGUUAUAUGCAUUUGGUUUGAUGAUAGGUUCCCUCAUUCUAACAUUUUGAAAAAGUAAUUUUUGUAGAUUGGUCUUUGUCCUCAUUUUAGAACAGUUUGGGUGACUUGUUUCCUGUCUUCUGUGGCAGCAGCUCAUUGUCCCUUGUUAACCCUGUUGUCUUAUUUCUGACACUACUGUAAAUGGUAUCUGCAUUGUAAAUAAACACCACAUGUUCCUA
Molecule: messenger RNA, 7549 nt
Organism: Seriola aureovittata
Lineage: Eukaryota; Metazoa; Chordata; Actinopteri; Carangiformes; Carangidae
Gene: atg9b
Product: autophagy related 9B
Exons: 13
Coding region: 585-3020 (811 amino acids)
Biological process (GO): protein localization to phagophore assembly site; autophagy of mitochondrion
Cellular component (GO): phagophore assembly site; autophagosome
Source: RefSeq, a predicted model, not a curated record